Molecule: messenger RNA, 1321 nt
Organism: Lactuca virosa
Lineage: Eukaryota; Viridiplantae; Streptophyta; Magnoliopsida; Asterales; Asteraceae
Source: the annotation of a GenBank genome assembly
GUUCCUAUCCGUCUGCAUACUGAUCUCUCUGCUGGAAGCAACACUUGGCUACCAUCGCAUCUUCUACAAUGGCUUCUCCUCUCCCCCUUCCCUCUGUUGCCCCUAAUUUCAAGGGUACUUGUGGGUUCGGUUUAAGGGGUCGUAAAUCGAGAUUCGGUGUCAGCAUUCGUAAGGGAUUAAGGGUUUCUGCUGGAGAUUUGAUGAUUGAACAAGAUGAUCUUCUUCUUACAUUUUUGAAGGACAGAGAGUUGAAUGGAGACUUUAUAGCAAAAGUAACUGAUAAACUUUGGAUGAGGAAGUCAAUAAAGAUUGAUAAUACUGAAACAGACUUAACAAUUGAUGCUAAUCAACUCAAUGAGCCAUUGGUCGAUGAAAAUACGGGUGGAUUCCUGAAACUGACAAGAACAAAUGAGUGGCUAUUAGGGGAAACCACUGCACCAAUAAACAAAAAGAUGAGAGCUAAGGAACAACGUGAUGAUAGUGAAAGAAGAACUAGACUAAACCUACUUCAAUAUGAAGCUAUUAAGAGGGAACUUUUUCUUCUAACAAUUGCUAUUGGAACUGCAUGUAGUGGAUAUUGUUUAGUAACUUUUUCCAUCCAGGCUGCUGUGAGUUAUGCAACAGGAGUACUUUUCAGUUGCUUGUAUCUUCAACUUUUGUAUCGAUAUGUUGACAACCUUUCAAGGGAAUCAAUUCCAAAAAUUUUCAGAGAAAGAAAGAUCAAAAGAAUUGGAAUAAGAAGUGAUGAUGUGGCGGAUACUUUUGAGAAAGUGGUGAAGGGUUGCAGCAUGGUUUUGUCAUCACCACGUCUUGUAAUCCCAGCUGCCAUUUAUGGAUUGUGGGGCAUCUCUCAACAUUUUGCAAAUGAUUUUUUUCAGCUUACACCAGCAAUGGUAGGGGUGUUUGCAUAUAAAGCUGCUGCAUUGGUUCAAGUUUACAGAGACAAUGAAGAUCUUCAAUUAAUUUUUCCUGGAAGUGAUGUGGACAUGUUUGACUAAAGCUUUUUGUCAAACUUUAAUAUAUUUUUUUUUGACUUUCAAGUUGGAUGCUUCCCAAUGGCUCACAUCUUUGAGGUCUUUUACAUGGAAGAGUGAGAGGUUGCUUGUGGAAAGCCACCGAUUACAUGUCAAAUAAAGUCUUUUGUAAUGAGGUUUAGUUGUAUAUUACUUGUAAGUUGUAAUUUACAUGUUCUUGUGAUAAUAUCAACAUCUUAAAACCUUGUGAAAUAGUUAAUAGGAUUCAAUAAACUGCUUAUUAAUUCUGUCAUUUAUGUAACAUUGUAAUUCAUCCAUCAAUUGAAUUGUUCUGUGUAAUGUGUUGC